Messenger RNA from Alternaria ethzedia, 843 nucleotides. RefSeq lists its product as uncharacterized. Gene Ontology annotation, biological process: transmembrane transport. The record is from RefSeq and is a predicted model, not a curated record. Lineage: Eukaryota; Fungi; Ascomycota; Dothideomycetes; Pleosporales; Pleosporaceae. Bases 1 to 843 code for a protein of 280 amino acids. Gene Ontology annotation, molecular function: transmembrane transporter activity. The transcript has 2 exons.
AUGCUCAAGGUUAGAAGCUCAGAUGCUUUCAUAAUCGGGACUGUGUCUUUGGCCGUCUUUACAGACAUGUUUCUGUACGGCGUCAUUGUACCCGUCAUCCCAUUCGCAAUACGUUCGCGUAGUCAUAUUGAGGAGGACCAAGUUCAAUACUGGGUCUCGGUGCUGGUUGCUGUAUAUGGCGCCGCUCUUCUUGCAUUCUCGCCCAUAUGCGGAUGGCUUGCGGACCGCGGAUCGACGCGUCGCUUUCCGCUUCUUCUGGGCUUGUUCGUUCUCCUAGGAGCUACAAUCCUGCUGAACCUUGGCAAAUCGAUUGGGGCUUUGAUUGUCGGAAGGCUCCUGCAGGGGGCUUCGGCAGCUGUGGUAUGGGUUGUUGGUCUGGCCCUGUUGGCUGAUACGGUGCCCCAGGAACGACUCGCAACUGCUGCUGGGUGGCUGACCAUAGGCAUGUCGAUUGGAAUGCUCAUAUCGCCUCUACUCGGUGGCAUAGUCUACGACAAGGCUGGUUACAAUGCCGUCUUCGGCAUGUGCUAUGCAUUAGUCGGCUUGGAUGUGAUUCUCAGACUGUUGCUCGUGGAGAAGAAGGUGGCUGCGAGAUGGGACGCAACAGUCAUGGGACGCUCAUCUGGCGAGGGAGACGCAUCCUCAGAGGAUAAAGAACUAGGCUCCAUCGCCAUCGCAAGUCGAAGCGACAGCUUAGGUCUCACCAGGACGGCAACUCAGCAAGACGCGGAGUCUGCUGAAGCGCACCAAGAAAGUCCGCCUCGGGGAUUUCAGACGUAUGAAAGGAACGGCCGAAUCAACGUCGUCGAAAACGGGGCGAGGUCUAAAGCACAAACAUGGUAA